AUGCCUGCGACAAAGAAUAUCCGUGUUACUGACUUGACAGCUUGUCUUUUCUUCGUUGUGCUUCUGUCACAUUACCCGGCCCAUGCCUCGAGUGAACAAACGAAAACGGUGGAGUUUGACGUGAAACCGGGAGGAACGUUGUACGAGUUCACCGAAUCUAUUGGGGGUUACGAAUGCUCGUUCUCAUUUGUCGCACAAGGAGGAACCAACGAGAAUUGGUUAAUGAGUGUGGGCCUCAGUGAUGACAAAACCCAUUUUUCCUGCUCCGUGUGGAGGCCUACAGGGAAAUCAUACUUGUUUUUCACUGCUUUCAAAAUGGAGUUGAAGGGAACCAAAGUUGAAUAUGCAAAUGCUUUCUCACAGUUGGCAGGGGCAGGACAGACUGAUAAGGAUCUUAAGUCAGACGAAUACACUAUUCAAGAGUCCACAGUGACCCAUACAGAAGGCAAGUUCAACGCUCAACUGUGCAAACUGAUGGUAGUUGGACGCACGAGACACCAAGAGCUGUGA
Messenger RNA from Nerophis lumbriciformis (worm pipefish), 510 nucleotides. The record is from RefSeq and is a predicted model, not a curated record. NCBI's taxonomy places the organism in Eukaryota, Metazoa, Chordata, Actinopteri, Syngnathiformes, Syngnathidae.